AAAAGGCAACUGAUGGCUCCCUGCAGAGUGAGGACUGGACAUUGAACAUGGAGAUCUGUGACAUCAUCAAUGAGACGGAAGAAGGGCCAAAGGAUGCCAUCCGGGCCCUGAAGAAGCGGCUCAGUGGGAACCGGAACUACAGGGAAGUGAUGCUGGCUCUGACAGUGCUGGAGACGUGUGUGAAGAACUGUGGCCAUCGCUUCCACAUCCUAGUGGCCAACCGAGACUUCAUCGACAGCGUUCUGGUCAAAAUCAUCUCUCCCAAGAAUAACCCUCCCACCAUUGUACAGGACAAAGUGCUUGCUCUGAUCCAGGCGUGGGCUGAUGCCUUUCGGAGCAGUCCUGACCUCACCGGUGUUGUGCACAUCUAUGAGGAGCUGAAGAGGAAGGGGGUCGAAUUUCCCAUGGCAGACUUGGAUGCGCUGUCUCCCAUCCAUACACCCCAGCGGAGUGUCCCAGAAGUAGAUCCAGCCUCGACCAUGCCCAGGUCCCAGUCGCAGCAGAGGACCAAUGCCAGCUCCUAUUCCUCGCCUCCUCCUGCUUCCUACUCCGCUCCCCAGGCCCCGGCUCUCAGUGUGACUGGUCCCAUCACGGCCAAUUCAGAACAGAUUGCCAGGCUGCGGAGUGAGCUGGACGUUGUCCGGGGAAACACAAAAGUCAUGUCGGAGAUGUUAACAGAGAUGGUCCCUGGACAGGAAGAUUCAUCAGACCUGGAGCUGCUUCAGGAGCUGAACAGGACCUGCCGGGCCAUGCAGCACCGCAUCGUGGAGCUCAUCUCCCGCGUGUCCAACGAGGAAGUCACCGAGGAAUUGCUGCAUGUCAAUGAUGACCUCAACAAUGUCUUCCUCCGCUAUGAGAGGUUCCAGCGAUACAGGUCGGGCCGAUCAGUUCAGAAUGCCAGCAAUGGAGUGCUGAAUGAAGUGACUGAAGAUAACUUGAUAGACCUGGGCCCUGGCUCUCCUGCUGUGAUGAGCCCAGUGGUGGGGAGCACGGCACCCCCAUCUUCCCUCUCCUCCCAGCUCGCAGGCUUGGACUUGGGGACAGAGAGCGUCAGUGGCACCCUCAGUUCACUCCAGCAGUGUAACCCUCGUGACGGCUUUGACAUGUUUGCCCAGACUAGAGGGAACUCCUUGGCAGAGCAACGCAAGACGGUCACCUAUGAGGAUCCCCAGGCUGUCGGAGGACUCGCUUCUGCACUAGACAGUCGGAAACAGAGCUCAGAAGUGGAUUCAUGUCAGGGUGGUAAGAAUGCUCUGGAAUUUUUUCAGUUCAACAAUCUGAAGUCCCCAAGUAAGUCUAAGGACCAACAUGGCAACAUAGAGAGAAACUCCCUACUGUGGUCAGAGAUCCCCGUUGCGCAGCCCUCUGUUAUGGACGACAUUGAGGUGUGGCUCAGGACGGACCUGAAGGGCGAUGACCUGGAAGAGGGAGUCACAAGUGAAGAAUUUGAUAAGUUCCUGGAAGAAAGAGCCAAAGCUGCUGAGAUGGUUCCUGACCUCCCCUCACCCCCCGUGGAGGCCCCCACCCCAGCCUCAAACCCUUCUGGCCGGAAGAAGCCAGAGCGGUCAGAGGAUGCCCUCUUCGCCCUGUGAGCUGUUCUGCAGUUUGCCUCCACCAUGGCAGGUUACCGCUUGCUCCCCCAGUGGACCCUGGGCACUGGCCACUCCUCCCCACCCCUGACCCGCUCCUUUGCACACCCGUGUCUCCAUGGAAACACCACUGUUUGUUCCCAGGCAUCCCCUAGUCAGGGCCAGCUUUCACCACUCUUUCUCCAAGUGGUGGGACAGAGGCUGCAGUGAGGCCCUGCUCCCCGCCUACCAGGCUUCCCUAACUGGCUGUGUGUUCUCCCAGGAAGAGCCAGUGGCCUGGCCCCAGUGGGGGAAGCCCCCAUGACACUGUUCCUGAGCAGAUCCCAUGGACUGUCUCCCCAUCACCUGCCCAUGGAGAAGAGGGUCAGGCUUCCGCCUGCCACAUGUGCCCUGCCUCUGCAUGGCCCGGUGGCUUCCCUCAGGCAUGCUGCCCCCUCUUCCAGAAAGGGCUUUGUGCCACUGCUUCUGGAAGAGCAGGGCUCAGUUGGUUGUACUUACAGGCUCAGUCUCUGUCCUUUGACUGUAUGUCACCUUGUGGCACCUUGGCACUUUAGAGCAGGUCUAUGGGGCACCCACAUGUGGCUUUCAUGCCCUUGACCCUCUCUCCAUCAAUCACCUGUUGGCCCAGGCCUUGUGCCCCAGCUGGCUGAGCAGCUGAGCUUGGCUCUAACUGGCCCCAGAAGGACCUGUGGCUCAAAGUCAGGAGGGCAACAUGCAACCUGUACAAAUGGCCAUGUGGCACGCUGAUCAGGUAGCAUUACCAUAAACCAGACCCCCACUCCGCAUAUCCUGCACACUCACACCCACAUACUUUGGCUCCGGGGUGUGCAGGAGGCUCUUGUAGGAGGCACUGCUCUGACUGCUUGGAAGUUACGUGGGUUUUCUACACUCCAUGCUUGGGGCUCUGGCCUGGCCUGUAGUGACCUCCACACCCUCCCUCCAGAGCCAUCAGCAGACAGCACUGCACAGUGCCUGGAGGUUCCACAUGACCCAGUGGCCAGAAUAACAUGAAGGUCCCUGGCAUGGGCCUCGGCCUCCUCCCCAAGCUGUCCUGACAGGCUGACUUCCUCCCACUGCACAUGUCCCCCCGGCCACUAAUUUGCAGUCUCUCCCAAACAGACCUUGAAAGCUGACAGCCUGGGGCUAAGCAAAUGGGGGCUGGUGACACCUGCUCCUGUCCUGUGCCCUUGCUGGUGUGUCCCUUGGCCAUGAACUCACAGCACUACCCAAGCCCUGGUCCCGCUGACAACCUUUCCUUCCCAUCUGACAGGAUGGCCCAGAGGAUGCACCUAUCACCGCCAGAGCACCAGCCCCAGCAGGGAAAGGAGGCCAGCUGCACAGGCACAGGGACAGUGACCAGGCUCUGGGAAGCAUUUAGGGCCAGGUCUGCAGUAAGGGCCCUGCUGAGUACUAGCAGGAAUAGCCCCACCCCAGAACCCCAUGCUCAGCCUAGUUCUGUGGAGACACCCAGGAAGCCCCUCCUCAGAGCUCCCAGCCCUCUCCUCCUUGGAGCCCAUGUCCCUCUUCUACUCUCUGCUCCCUGGCCAUCGGUCAGCACACGCCCCUCGCAGCACCUCUCAAGGGCAGAGCUCCUGAGGCCUGCUUAUGUAUAAAACUUCAAAAGGAGGCUGGCUUGGGUCAAGCUAAAGAGAAGGUAACUGGGGUGGCCCAGAGGUCUCAGCUCUUUGGAACAGUCUGGGGGUCAGAGCCCACCUUGGCCAGCCUGCCGGAGCCACAGGUGAUGGCAGCCAGGUCCAGCAGCCUCCUACCUUGAGGAGGGUGUAGAGAGAAAGAGGGAGCUCUUUUUGAAGUGAGUGAGGCUAAGAUAGAUGCCAUCCUGGGGUCCCCAGCAAAGUCCUAUGUCCAAAGCUGUCCCCCAAAUCCAGCUCCAGCUGGUUGGUACAGGUUGGAGAGGUUUGGCAGCCCUGUGGCAGCAGCUGGUGAAGGACCCCUGUGGGCCAGCAGGAGUCCUCUAUCCUGCAGACAAAGGUCCCCUGCCUUUGUGGCCUGGAGCUGGUGACUCAGAGAUCUCCCGCUCCUGCAUCCUGUCAGGAGGCAGCCUGUCCCUCCUGUAAGCAGAGGGGACACAGGCCUGAGGCCUGCCCUGGGAGCGUGUACAGGCGGGUGCCCUGAAGGACGCACUGCUCAGCUCUUGCAGGGGUGUUAUCUGAGACCUCUGGCUCCCACUUACCCUGCCAUCUGGGGAGCACAGUCCUGAGGCCACCUGCUUAGGGCAGGGAGCAGAGCCCUGGUGGGAACGCUGGACCCUAGCAAGCCACCAGCCUCCAGAAGUGUUAGAAAUCACAGAUACAGUAUGUACUUAAUUACACUAAAUUAUUGCUGGGAUUCCUCAUAAGCACUAAUUAUACCUGAUUAUAGGUUAAAAUAUUUAUUUUGUCAAAAUAUUUUCUUGGGGAUGUGUUUAACCUUUUUUUGUGCUUAUUGUGUGCUGAGAUGUGAAGACUAACUGUUUCCUCCUGCCUACCUUUUUGGCCAGCGGGCAACAGUAAAUGGCACUAUAUGCAGUUUGACCCCCAUGUGGCAGGCUCUGGCCUGCCUGCUGCAGAGUGGUCCCUGCCCAGGCACACAGCAGCUGGACUGUGGCCAGACUGAGAAUGACCAACUUGUUUAUCAAUAGUCGUGGGACACGGGGUUUCAGAAGUGAAAGGGCUUGUUGUCAGCCCAGGCCAGAGGGAAAAAUGAUUGUCUAUGUCUGUCCUCCCGUCUGUCUGUCAGCCCCUCUGUGAGUGACCGUGCCUUGGCUCACUGUCCUUCCCUCUCUCCCACCCAGUGGUCCUGGGGCCUGUGCUGUUACUGCAGCCCCUUAGGAGGUGAGAAUUGGGCACCCCGUAGUGUUCUCAGCUCAGAGUGAUGGCCAGGGCUCUGCAGGCCCGGCUGUAGUGCUCCUGUCCCUCCUCCCUUCCUGCCUUCCUCCAUACCCCACUCCUGUCCCUCCUCCCUGUCACUGCAAAUGCCCCUCCAACUGGAGCCCAGGGUGGUUCUGGAUGGUUCAGGGUGGGCCAUGGGCCUCCUAGGAGCCAGAUCAACCCCCUGGCAGCUGGGGAAGAGCCCCAGGGAGAAGUGCUUACUCUUAGCCUCUUGCACUACCAGAUGGGGCCUGCGAGACUCCAUGGUCUGUUGUCAGCCUGCUGAUGAGAUAUCUGGGCUUCUCCUCCUGCUCAGCCACACAGGGAAACAGCCACUCUCCCUCACCCAAGGAAUGUUCCCACCCCAAAGAUGCUCGGGCCCUGUAGUACCUGCCUUUCCCAGGCCCGUCUCCAGCCCUGCUGUCCAUGGGGAUCCAGGCCAGGCUCCCCUGUGGCCACCAGACUCCGGAGCAGCUGUCAACCGCUGCAUCAUGACUGAUUUUGUCACAGUGUCCCAAAUCUCCAGGUUCUCCUGGAGAAUGGGGGAUGGAUCUUUAUUUCCUGAAGUUUGCACUUAAUUUGUGACUGUUCCAGAAGAGGAAUGUGUUGAGUCCUUUGUCCCCUCGUUCCAGAAGUCUGGUGUUCUUGUCACUGUCCUGUGUUUCUGUGGGCAGAGCUGGUUCUGGAGGGUGGGUCAGUGAUCGAAUGUCUCAGAGGGACACUGGAGCAUCCACCUGCCCCACUGGCUCUCCUUCCAGAUACCAUCUCUCUAGUUUGGGUUCUUGCAUGUAAAGUAAUCCACAAUAAAUAAAUACUUGAACAAACUGUU
Marmota monax (woodchuck) is the source of this 5285-nucleotide messenger RNA. It is a transcript of the gene Tom1l2, whose product is annotated as target of myb1 like 2 membrane trafficking protein. Gene Ontology annotation, cellular component: membrane; endosome. Lineage: Eukaryota; Metazoa; Chordata; Mammalia; Rodentia; Sciuridae. The transcript is spliced from 15 exons. The record is from RefSeq and is a predicted model, not a curated record. Gene Ontology annotation, biological process: signal transduction. Bases 48 to 1592 code for a protein of 514 amino acids. Gene Ontology annotation, molecular function: phosphatidylinositol binding; clathrin binding; ubiquitin binding.